Aspergillus sclerotioniger CBS 115572 is the source of this 1482-nucleotide messenger RNA. RefSeq names its product GPI-anchor transamidase. The record is from RefSeq and is a predicted model, not a curated record. Gene Ontology annotation, molecular function: GPI-anchor transamidase activity. Lineage: Eukaryota; Fungi; Ascomycota; Eurotiomycetes; Eurotiales; Aspergillaceae. The coding region runs from base 152 to 1360 and encodes 402 amino acids. The transcript has a single exon. Gene Ontology annotation, cellular component: GPI-anchor transamidase complex. Gene Ontology annotation, biological process: proteolysis; protein localization to cell surface; attachment of GPI anchor to protein.
CAUAACAGGUUAAUGCACUCCACUGCUUCUCCGCCUUUCUGCCUCAGGAAUGGUUCCGUCUCCCCGAGUGCGGCUUGAUUGAUCAUCAUCAUUAUUGCUGCCGAGUCGCCGGUUGAGGGCGUCUGCAAUGGCCUAAUCUCCAUCACUAGCCAUGUCGAAGCUAUAUUCUGGGCUCCUUCGAGUCCUCCCCCUCCUCCUGUUUCUACUUACCCUUACAGUGUCCUCUGAACACACCUCCAACUGGGCUGUCCUCGUCUCAACCUCCCGAUUCUGGUUCAACUACCGUCAUCUCGCCAAUGUCCUCUCCCUGUACCGGACCGUCAAGCGGUUGGGCAUCCCCGACUCGCAGAUCAUCCUGAUGCUCCCCGAUGACAUGGCCUGCAACCCCCGCAAUGCGUUUCCGGGAACCGUUUACAGUAACGCGGAUCGCGCAGUCGAUCUCUACGGCGACAAUAUCGAGGUGGACUAUCGGGGGUACGAGGUUACCGUGGAAAACUUCAUCCGCCUCCUGACCGAUCGCUUGGAUGAAGAUGUACCGCGCAGCAAGCGCCUGGGCUCCGAUGCAGGAAGUAACGUCCUGGUAUACAUGACCGGCCACGGCGGAGACCAGUUCCUGAAGUUCCAAGACUCCGAGGAAAUCGGGGCGUGGGACUUGGCGGAUGCCUUCGGUCAGAUGUGGGAGAAGAAGCGUUACCACGAGCUAUUGUUCAUGAUCGAUACGUGCCAGGCAAACACCAUGUACACGCAUUUCUACUCGCCGAAUAUCAUUGCGACCGGAUCCAGUGCGCUUGACCAGUCUUCCUACUCUCACCAUGCGGACAAUGAUGUGGGUGUUGCGGUGAUUGAUCGCUGGACAUACUAUGUGUUGGAAUUUUUGGAGACUCAGGUGACGAGCGCCAACUCCAAACUCACGCUGGGCGACUUGUUCGAUUCGUAUGACGAGUCCAAGAUCCACUCCCAGCCCGGCGUGCGGUGGGAUCUGUUCCCCGGUGGCGAGCAAGAGGGCCGCCUACGGACUGUGGCGGAUUUCUUCGGGAAUGUGCAGAACGUCGAAGUUGAGAAUGUCAAUGCGACGGAGCCGGGCUCCCUGAGGGAGGAUCUGAUUGAGAUUGCCCGACUCGUGGCGAGAUGGCGCGCACGCGACCACGAGUCUCUCAUCCGACAGAAUGAGUCGUUUGUGCCGGAAGAUGCGAGUGCGCAUUCGCAGUCUUCCCCGCAUUACACGGUCGGGACGAAGGUCGGGGCUGCGAAGAUGUCCGAGGAGUCUAUGUGGCAGAAGCGGUUUGUCGGGAUAUCCGUCCUGGGCGCGUGUGCUGCUGCCUGGCUUACAGGGUCAAUCUUGGGCGCGUCCUCGGCUUGAACUUGACGCUAUGCCAUUGCGUUCUAUGCGAGUCAUACUGUGCAUUACUCUUAGAAUGCAGUUGGUCACCGUCCUGGAUACUGCAUCCGGAAUUUUAUUGACAGGAUAGCGCGGGGGUGGCG